AGACGGCGCCUCCUGAUUGGCCCCUGGGCGCGGCCGGCUGCCGGGCAACGGUGGCGGCGGCAGUGGCGGCGGCGGGCGCGGGGUGGCGGGUGCCGCUGCCGCGGCGCCAUGUCGGCGCGGACGCUGCCGCUGCUGUUCCUCAACCUGGGCGGGGAGAUGCUCUACAUCCUGGACCAGCGCCUGCGCGCCCAGAGCAUCCCCGGCGAGAAGGCCCGCAAAGAUGAAUGGACAGAUGUGGACAGGAAACGAGUUAUGAAUGACAUCAUCACAACUAUGUUCAAUAAAAAAUUUAUGGAAGAGCUGUUUAAACCACAGGAACUCUAUUCCAAGAAAGCUCUGAGAACAGUGUACGACCGGCUAGCUCAUGCUUCAAUCAUGAGACUGAAUCAGGCAAGCAUGGAUAAGCUGUAUGACCUUAUGACUAUGGCUUUCAAAUACCAAGUUCUCCUGUGUCCUCGGCCCAAGGACCUACUGCUAGUCACUUUCAAUCAUCUGGACGCUAUCAAAGAUUUCAUACGAGACGCCCCUAGCAUUCUCAACCAGGUGGAUGAGACAUUCCGGCAGCUGAUUGAGAUGUACAGCUCGCUCUCUGAUGGUGAAUUUCAACUGAUCAGGCAAACACUCCUCAUUUUUUUUCAAGACAUGCACAUAAGGGUCUCCAUCUUUCUGAAGGAUAAAGUACAAAACUCCAAUGGCCGCUUUGUGCUGCCAAUAUCAGGCCCUGUUCCAUGGGGUACAGAAAUUCCAGGACUGAUCAGGAUGUUUAAUCACAAUGGAGAUGAAGUUAAAAGAACUGAAUUCACCACUGAUGGAAAUUAUGUUAUUCCACAAAGGGAAGGAUCUUUUGAUCUUUAUGGAGACAGAGUCCUUAAACUUGGAACAAAUAUGUACAGUGUUAGCCGGCCAGUAGAGACACACAUGGCAGGAUCAUCCAAAAGUUUGGCAUCCCACGCAAAGGAGAAUAUAGCCCCUAAUCCUCUUGCUAAAGAAGAAAUGAACUUUUUGGCCAGGCUAAUAGGAGGCCUGGAGAUCAAGAAACCCGGUGGCAGUGAGACAGGAUUUCGACUAAAUUUGUUCACAACAGACGAGGAGGAGGAGCAUGCAGCACUGACGAGACCAGAGGAGUUAUCUUACAAAGUUAUCAACAUAGAAGCCACUCAGGACCCGGGGCGGCAGGAGCAGCUGGCCCGCAUCCUCGGGGAGCUGGAGGUGCCGGAGCAGCGCCCGGCCGGCACGGCCAAGGGCGAGGACCUGCUGGCGCUCAUGGACGGGCUCUGACCGCGCGGCACCGCUGAACCAUUAAACGCGCUGAUCCCA
Molecule: messenger RNA, 1317 nt
Organism: Dromaius novaehollandiae (emu)
Lineage: Eukaryota; Metazoa; Chordata; Aves; Casuariiformes; Dromaiidae
Gene: OSCP1
Product: organic solute carrier partner 1
Exons: 11
Coding region: 109-1278 (389 amino acids)
Biological process (GO): transport
Cellular component (GO): cytoplasm; plasma membrane
Source: RefSeq, a predicted model, not a curated record